Molecule: messenger RNA, 2376 nt
Organism: Arabidopsis arenosa
Lineage: Eukaryota; Viridiplantae; Streptophyta; Magnoliopsida; Brassicales; Brassicaceae
Source: the annotation of a GenBank genome assembly
AACAAAAAGUCCCAUAAACUAAAGACCAAACACUUCUGUCUCUUCUUCUUCUUCUAGAACAGUUAUGAGAGUGUUUUAAUUAAGACCGUUAAUUUGUUAAAUCACUCUUAAAAAGUUUUUCUUUUUGUUACUAUGGCUCGUAUUGUAGCAGCUAAUGAUGAUGAUUCCAUGGAGCUCAACGCCAUCUCCUCUAUGCACGAUUCAACUUUAGGGCAACUUCUGAAGAACGUCAGUGACGUUAGGAAAAUGGCUAUUGGAGACGAGACUCCAGUUCACGAGUCUUUAAACCAAGACUACAACGAUGGUUACAUGCGUACUGUUCCAUUCGUUCUCUCAUUCGACAAUCUCACUUACAACGUCUCUGUUCGUCGAAAGCUAGAGUUCCGCAACCUCUUUCCACGGCGACGAACAGAGGAUCCUGAGAUAGCUCAAACCGCGAGGCCAAAAACUAAAACCCUUCUCAAUAACAUCUCCGGUGAGACACGAGAUGGAGAGAUCAUGGCGGUUCUCGGAGCUAGCGGUUCGGGGAAAUCAACACUGAUCGAUGCAUUAGCGAAUCGGAUUGCUAAAGGAAGCUUAAAAGGAACAGUGAAGCUAAACGGAGAAACACUUCACUCUCGAAUGCUUAAAGUCAUUUCAGCCUAUGUAAUGCAAGAUGAUCUUCUCUUCCCUAUGCUUACCGUUGAAGAAACACUAAUGUUCGCUGCUGAGUUUCGUCUUCCGAGAAGUUUACCUAAAUCUAAGAAGAAGCUUCGUGUGCAAGCUUUGAUUGAUCAAUUAGGUAUCAGAAACGCUGCUAAAACGAUUAUAGGAGACGAAGGUCACCGUGGAAUCUCCGGUGGUGAAAGAAGACGAGUUUCAAUCGGAAUUGAUAUAAUUCACGAUCCGAUUCUUCUCUUCCUCGAUGAACCAACCUCUGGUUUGGACUCAACGAGUGCUUUCAUGGUGGUUAAAGUAUUGAAGAGGAUUGCUCAGAGUGGCAGUAUCGUAAUUAUGUCGAUUCAUCAACCGAGUCAUCGAGUUCUCGGUUUGCUUGACCGGUUAAUCUUCUUGUCUCGUGGCCACACCGUGUACAGUGGAUCUCCGGCGAGUCUUCCACGUUUUUUCACCGAAUUCGGAAGUCCGAUACCGGAGAACGAGAAUCGCACGGAGUUCGCGCUUGAUCUCAUCCGUGAGCUUGAAGGAUCUGCCGGAGGAACAAGAGGUUUAGUCGAAUUCAACAAAAAAUGGCAAGAGAUGAAGAAACAGAACAAUCGUCAACCACCAUUGACUCCUCCUUCAUCACCGUACCCAAAUCUAACACUAAAAGAAGCCAUCGCCGCAAGUAUUAGCAGAGGAAAGCUAGUUUCCGGCGGUGAAUCCGUCGCUCACGGCGGAACAACUACCAACACCACAACUCUAGCCGUACCUGCAUUCGCGAAUCCAAUGUGGAUCGAAAUCAAAACUCUCUCGAAACGCUCAAUGCUCAAUUCUCGUAGACAACCAGAGAUAUUCGGAAUCAGAAUCGCCUCCGUUGUUAUCACCGGAUUCAUCUUAGCCACCGUGUUCUGGCGAUUAGAUAAUUCACCAAAAGGAGUUCAAGAGCGAUUAGGGUUCUUCGCCUUCGCGAUGUCAACAAUGUUCUACACUUGCGCCGAUGCAUUACCAGUUUUUCUCCAGGAACGUUACAUCUUCAUGAGAGAAACUGCUUACAACGCUUACCGGAGAUCCUCCUACGUUCUUUCUCACGCCAUCGUCUCUUUCCCGUCGCUCGUCUUCCUCUCCGUAGCUUUCGCAGCGACGACGUAUUGGGCAGUGGGCUUAGAUGGAGGCCCAAUGGGCCUUUUGUUCUACUGUUUGAUCAUUUUAGCCUCGUUCUGGUCAGGAAGCUCCUUUGUCACGUUUCUAUCAGGUGUGGUUCCAAGUGUGAUGUUGGGUUACACAAUCGUCGUUGCUAUUUUAGCUUACUUCUUGUUGUUCAGUGGAUUCUUCAUCAACAGAAACCGAAUCCCGGAUUACUGGAUUUGGUUUCAUUACAUGUCAUUGGUGAAGUACCCGUACGAAGCGGUUUUACAGAACGAGUUCUCUGAUGCGACCAAGUGUUUCGUGAGAGGAGUUCAGAUUUUCGACAACACGCCGUUAGGGGAAUUACCGGAAGUGAUGAAGCUGAGGCUGCUUGAUACAGUGAGCAAGUCACUCGGUGUGACGAUAUCUAGCUCAACGUGUUUAACUACUGGUUCGGAUAUUCUGACGAAGCAAGGAGUGGUUCAGCUGAGUAAAUGGAAUUGCUUGUUCAUCACAGUUGCUUUUGGGUUCCUUUUCAGGAUUUUGUUCUACUUCACUUUGUUACUUGGAAGCAAGAACAAGCGGAGGUGAAAACAAAAUUGCUAAAAGACC